GUGAGGAGGGGUCCACUCAGAUGGGGGCCCUUCGAAUGUGGCCUUUGCUUCACAACUGGAACAGCCCGGCCCCUCUCCCUGGCAGCACCUGCUGCUGAUCUGUCUGUGACGCCGUGACCGAGGCUCCUCACCCCAUGGGCCAUGGGCCCCGGGAGGGCAGCACAGUGUCUGCAGGACACAGGGCCCGGGGAGGUGCCUCGUCCUUGGCUGGAAGGCCGAGGCCUGCAGGAGCCUGGAGAAAGGGUCUCCCUGAUCUGGCCCUGCGCUGUGAGGCAGGGGAGGCAGGAGGGCUGUCGUCGGGAGCUGAGGAGGUUUCAGCCCUCAGCAGGGGCCUGCUGAGCCCUGGGCCUGGGCAGCCUCUGCCUCUGGAGGUGUAAAGGACGAAGGGAGAGGGAGGCGCAGGCUCAGGGGGGAGACGGGACCUGCCCAGCCCGGGCCCUCACUGGCUCCAGGGAGCCCGCGGGUGUUGACUGUGGGCAGUCCAGCCUCUCCCCGGCUGAGGCAUAUAAAGCCACCCGAGGCCCACUCCGCCGCUGCCCACCCGUGACCAUGAAGGCUGUGCUGCUCGCCGUGUUGGUCGCAGGCUUGGCCCUGAAGCCAGGCUCCGCCCUGCAGUGCUACACCUGCAGGGGCCAGGUGAGCAACGAGAACUGCCUGCAGGUGCACAACUGCACCGAGUCGGAGACGCACUGCUGGACGGAGCGCAUCCGCGCCGUAGGCCUCCUGACCGUCAUCAGCAAAGGCUGCAGCGCACACUGCGAGGACGACUCUCAGGACUACUAUGUGGGCAAGAAGAACAUCACGUGCUGUGACACCGACUUGUGCAAUGCCAGCGGGGCCUGUGCCCUGCAGCCAGCUGCCGCCACCCUGGCGCCGCUCACCGCACUCAGCCUGCUGCUCUGGGGUCUCAGCCAGCUAUAGGCUCCCGGAGGCCCUGCUGCGGCCCCCACUGGGUGUGGUGCCCCCGGCCCCUGUGCCACUUCUCACACACCUGGCCCAGUAGGAGCCUGUCCUGGUUCCUGAGGGCGCGUCCUAACACAGGCCUGGCCACGUCCCUCUGCUUCCCACCCCCGUCCCCCACCCUGACCCUCCCAUGGCUGUUUCCAGGACUCCCACCUGGCAUGCCGGCUCUAGCGACACAGAUCAGCCUGCAGAUGGCCCCUCCAAUCCGCACUGCUGCUGUCUCCAUGGCCCAGUGUUCCCCACCCUUAACCCUGUGCUCAGGCACCUCUUCCUCCAGGAAGCCUUCCCUGCCCACCCCAUCUAUGACCAGAGCCAGGUCUGGUCGUGACCCGGGCCCUCCAGCAUGGGGCAGGCCCUCAGGAGGGCUGGCAAAGGCUGAGAUGAAGUAGACGGAGCAGAGCUGGAGGACAGGGGUUGGUGUGGGGUCCUGGGAGUCUGCGGCGAUGGGGCCUGGUGGCCUGGAGGGAGGGGCCAGCCCUCACAUUCGUGGGGCUCCCUCAGUGGCAGCCCCAGCACAGCGUAGGCCCUUAAUAAACACCUGCUGAUAAGCCA
Messenger RNA from Saimiri boliviensis boliviensis (Bolivian squirrel monkey), 1515 nucleotides. It is a transcript of the gene PSCA, whose product is annotated as prostate stem cell antigen. Gene Ontology annotation, cellular component: plasma membrane. The record is from RefSeq and is a predicted model, not a curated record. NCBI's taxonomy places the organism in Eukaryota, Metazoa, Chordata, Mammalia, Primates, Cebidae.